Messenger RNA from Amaranthus tricolor (Joseph's coat), 7324 nucleotides. Its product is annotated as protein SWEETIE. The coding region runs from base 213 to 7136 and encodes 2307 amino acids. The record is from RefSeq and is a predicted model, not a curated record. Lineage: Eukaryota; Viridiplantae; Streptophyta; Magnoliopsida; Caryophyllales; Amaranthaceae. Gene Ontology annotation, biological process: carbohydrate metabolic process. The transcript has 48 exons.
UAUCUAAUACCCGAGAAAAGCGGGUACCCGAUCAUCCCAAGUCCCCCAUUACUAAUUGGUGAUUUCCUAACCGGCGCAUUUCAGUCCAACCUCAGUAAACUGAAAAAUGGCGAAGCACCUACUACGUAGGAAACUGCAAGCAAUUUAAUCAAUCGAUCAUUGUCUCAUUUCUCUAUAAUAUCAUCUCAAGACAAAAAGCUUGGAAAUCAACAAUGGCGAAGAAGAUUUCAAUGCGAGCUGUGAAUAUACCACUCUCACAGUUCGGUGUUCUCGUUGCUCAAUUAGAAUCCAUUGUCGCUUCCGCUGCUCAUAAAUCUCCAGAUCCUCUUCUCUGUUUUGAUCUAAUCUCCGAUCUCAUUUCCGCCAUUAAUGACGAACCUAAGGAGUCCAUUAUGUCAUGGCAAAGAAAAUGUGAAGAAGCAUUGUUUUCAUUGUUGGUUUUGGGUGCUCGGAGGCCGGUACGACAUUUGGCAUCAGUAGCUAUGGCUAAAAUUAUUUGGAAAGGAGAUCCUAUUUCGAUAUACUCAAGGGCUAGCUCUCUACAAGGGUUUCUUGCAGAUGGGAAGAGAAGUGAUCCUCAGUGUGUUGCUGGUGCUGCUCAGUGUUUGGGAGAAUUAUAUCGGCUUUUUGGUAGGAGGAUAACCUCUGGAUUCUCUGAAACAACAAGUAUUGCCUCAAAACUCAUGAAGUCUCAUGAGGAGUAUGUGAGGAAAGAGGCUCUACAUCUGCUUCAGAAGGCUAUGGACGGCUGUGGCGGUACCACUACUGCUACGACAGCUUAUGCAGAGGUGUUUCGAGUCAUCAUGAGAUUUGGUGUUGCUGAUAAGUCAUCUAUUGUAAGAAUAGCUGCUGCUAGAUGUUUAAAGACAUUUGCUAAUAUUGGCGGACCUGGUAUAGGGUUUGCGGAACUUGAUAGUUCAGCCUCUACUUGUGUCAAGGCCUUUAAUGAUCCAAUUUCAUCAGUUCGUGACGCCUUUGCUGAAGCACUGGGUGCAGUUCUUGCUCUUGGAAUGAAUCCUGAGGCGCAGGUGCAACUGAAAGGAAAAGGACAACCUACACCAGCAAAGAAACUAGAAGAUGGCUUGCAGAAGCACCUGGUGUCUCCAUUUGUGAAAGCAAGCGGUAUUAGGUCAAGGGAUGUGCGUAUCAGCUUAACUCUAGCAUGGGUCUCCUUCCUGCAGACCAUUCUUCUGAAGUACCUACAUCCAGACAGUGAGCUUCAAGACUUCACAUCACAAGUGAUAGACAUGCUUCGAGUGGAUACUUUCGUUGAUGCACAAUCUCUGGCAUGUGUGCUAUAUAUUCUUAGGGUUGGUGUGGUGGAUCAGAUGAUGGAACCUACUCAAAGGAGUGUCUUAGUUAUUCUGGGAAAUCAGGUUCAAUCUCCAGAGAGCAGCCCCCCAAUGAAGGUUGCUGCAUUGCGUACUUUGUCAUAUACUUUAAAGACACUAGGAGAGGUUCCAUUGGAGUUCAGGGAAAUUCUAGAUGAUACUGUUGUCGCUGCUUUGUCUCAUCCUUCACAAAUGGUCCGCAUUGAGGCUGCUUUGACAUUGCGGGCAUUGGCUGAAGUUGAUCCUACAUGUGUCAGUGGUUUGGUCUCAUACGGUGUGACAAUGCUGACUGCCUUAAGAGAAAGUAUAUCAUUUGAUAAGGGAAACACCUUAAAACUGGACCUUGAUUCUUUACAUGGACAAGCUACUUUACUUGCUGCUCUAGUUUCCAUUUCUCCAAAGCUACCUCUUGGUUAUCCGGCCAGGCUGCCUCACUCAGUGCUCGAAGUUUCGUGGAAAAUGUUGACCGAGUCUUGUCGGAACCCUGAGGCUGCAGUUAUUGUGAAAGAAUCUGGAUGGUUAUUACUAGGUUCCCUUUUAGCAUCUAUGCCUAAAGAGGAGCUUGAAGAUCAAACCUUUGACAUUCUUGCCUUAUGGGCUCCCUUAUUCAGUGGAAAUCAAGAACUUGAAAUUCAACAUAGUGGAGAUUUGGCUUCUAAAAUAUGUGUGUGGUCCGCAGCUAUAGAUGCUCUUACAGCAUUUAUUAAAUGUUUUCUUUCUCCAAAGGCUGUGAAUUAUGGGAUUCUUCUGCAGCCAGUGCUAGUAUAUCUUAGCAGUGCAUUAUCACAUGUAUCUUUAUUAGCUUCUAAAGACUUUCCUGGAACAAAAGCUGCUGUCGACGUGCUAAUAAUAAGGACAUUAAUAGCAUAUCAGUCUCUCUCUGAUCCAAUUGCUUAUAGAAACGAUCAUCCUAAGCUUCUCCAUCUAUGUAGUGGUCCAUUUAGGAAUCCUUCCUCUUAUGAAGAAAGCUCAUGCUUGAGACAGCUUUUAGACAAAAGAGAUGCUUGGCUGGGCCCAUGGAUUCCUGGAAGGGAUUGGUUUGAAGAUGAGCUUCGUGCAUUUGAGGGUGGCAAAAAUGGUCUCAUGCCCUGUAUUUGGGAUCCUGAACUUCCAAGUUUUCCCGAGCCGGAGAGUGUUAAUAAGAUGCUUGUCAACCAGAAGCUUCUGUGUUUUGGAACAAUGUUCGCAGUUCAGGAUAAUGGUGGGAUGCGAUCAUUGCUUGGAGUGAUCGAGCAAUCUUUUAAAUCAGGGAAAAGACAAUCAUUGCACGCAACCGUUGUUAACAACAUAUGUGUUGGAUUGCUUGCUGGCUUGAAGGCUCUGCUUUCUCUCCGUUCUCAGCCGUUGGGGUCUGAGAUAUUAAACCUGCUGCAGAAUAUCUUUCAGAGUAUUCUGGCAGAGGGCGAUAUAUCUGCAUCUGUACGUAGAGCAUCCUGUGAAGGUCUUGGACUAUUAGCUCGCCUAGGAAGUGAUACUUUUACUGCAAAGAUGACAAAGACUCUCCUUGGUGAUCUGGUAGGUGCAACAGAUGCAAGCUAUGCUGGUUCUAUUUCCGUGGCACUUGGUUGCAUCCAUCACAGUGCUGGUGGUAUGGCAUUGUCAAGUUUGGUGCCUGCAACUGUUAGUUCAAUUUCAGCGCUAGCAAAAAGUUCAGUGGCUGGAUUACAAAUCUGGUCCUUGCACGGACUACUUUUAACAAUUGAGGCUGCUGGUUUCUCAUAUGUAUCUCAUGUUCAGGCAACUCUUAACCUUGGGCUGGAGAUUUUAUUGUCCGAGGAAAAUGGAUGGGUGGAUCUUCAGCAAGGAAUUGGGCGUCUUAUAAAUGCUAUUGUUUCCGUACUUGGUCCCGAGCUUGCUUCAGGCAGCAUUUUCUUCUCACACUGCAAGUCUGUGAUUGCAGAGAUUAGCUCUUGCGAGGAAACUGCAACUCUCCUUGAGAAUGUACGUUUUACUCAACAGCUAGUUCUUUUUGCACCCCAGGCUCUUUCUGUGCACUCUCAUGUGCAAACUCUUCUUCCAACUCUAUCCUCAAGACAGCCAACGUUAAGGCAUCUGGCUAUAUCAACCUUGCGCCAUCUUAUAGAAAAGGAUUCGGCUUCUGUAAUUCAAGAAAAAAUAGAGGAAAUUUUAUUUCACAUGCUGGAUGAAGAAACUGAUGCGGAGAUUGGGAACUUGAUUCGAUUAACUAUAAUGCGCUUGCUUUAUGCAUCCUGUCCCACCUGCCCUUCUCACUGGAUAUCAAUAUGUCGAAAGCUGGUACUUGCAACAUCAUCUAGAGAUUCUGUAAUUAACAGCGGCACUGAACAAGAUUCGAUGAAUGCUUCUGAAGGUGACUUAGGAUUAGGUCUUGGAGAAGAUGAUGAAAAUAUGGUUUCUAGUGGAAAGUCCAUUCCAAAUGAAAAUUAUUCAUUGGAUUCGUUCAGUUUGAAUACUAAAAGAGAAAAGCAUCUUAGAUACAGGACACGAGUCUUUGCGGCUGAGUGUCUUAGUCAUUUGCCAACAGCUGUUGGAAAGGAACCUGCCCAUUUUGAUUUACUAUUGGCUAGAAAACAGAAAAAGGGAUCUUCUAGUGGUGAUUGGCUUGUUCUUCAACUACAGGAGCUAAUAUCUCUAGCUUAUCAGAUCAGUACCAUUAGUUUUGAGAAUAUGCAGCCAACUGGUGUAGGGCUUCUAUCUACCAUCAUGGACAAGUUUGGAGAAGCAUCUGAUCCCGAACUUCCUGGAGGGCUUCUAUUAGAACAAUACCAGGCCCAACUAGUAUCUGCACUUCGCUCUGCUUUGAACAUGUCUUCAAGCCCUAUUCUCCUCGAGGCAGGGUUACAACUGGCGACUAAGAUACUGAUUAGUGGUACAAUUCGUGGAGAUCAAGCUGCCAUUAAGAGAAUAUUUUCAUUGAUCUCCGGACCACUGAAUGAAUUUGAGGACCUUUAUUAUCCCUCUUUUGCAGAAUGGGUCUCUUGCAAGAUCAAAAUAAGAUUGCUUGCUGCACAUGCUUCUCUAAAAUGCUAUACAUACACCUUAUUGAGGGCGCACCAAGCUGAGGUCCCUGAUGAGUAUGUGGCGCUGUUUCCUCUAUUUUCUAAAAGCUCCCAGAUAUUAGGAAAGCGUUGGAUAGGGAUCCUGAAGGACUACUGUUUUCUUUGCUUUAACCUUCAGUUAAAGAAAAAUUGGAAGCCAUUUCUUGAGGGAAUCAAGUCACCGCUGGUUGCUUCAAAGUUGAAAUCUUGUUUUGAUGAAUCCUGGCCAGUCAUUUUGCAAGCUGUUGCUUUAGAUGCUGUUCCUGGGGAUAUCAGUUUGAGCAAGUCAUUAAAUCAAAAUGAGGAUAAAAUGUUGAAGAAUUUUGUGUCUGGAUACAGCAUGGUUGAGCUGCGUUUUGAAGAUUUUCAGUUUUUGUGGGCCUUUGCUUUGCUUCUUCUUUUUCAGGGAAAAAAUGCUGCUGUUGAUCAGCAGAUAUUUCUAUUACUUUCUGUCAAGUCUAACUAUAUCGAGUCACAGUUUGAAGAAGCAAAGCCUCAAACUCUGAAGUUAUGUGAAGUUUUACUUCCAGUCUUCCGAUCAUUGUGUGCCAAAUACUUCUUCAGCACGGGGUUUCUUACAAUGGAAAUUUGUAGGGAAUUGCUGCAGGCCAUCACGUAUGGGAUAAGGGAAGAUUCAUGGAAUCUUCUUGCUGUCACAACUUUAUCUGAGAUUGUCCAAAACUGUCCAGACGAUUUUCUCAAGAUUGAUAGUUUUGUUGAUCUAGCAGUGGAGUUGUGCGUGGCCUACCUUUACAAAAUGUGUGCAGGUAAUGAUACCUGUGAUGAGUUCAGUAGGGAGAGUAUGAUAUGUGAUUUGAUCGCCAUUGCAAAGACUCUGUUGGAUUGUCUUGCAAGUGAACACCAGUUAAAAAUUAUCCUGCCAAUUAUGUUAGCUGGUAAUGAAUGUGCUCGAAGAGCUGCAAGUGAAGCAAGCUUCUCAAAGAUUGUUGAGUUUAUUGUACAAAUUUAUCUUUUAUUGAACAGCUUUGUUGAAGAGAUAUCUAUUCCAGGGCUUGAUGUUGUCCAUGCUUUGCCAUGUAUUAUUGGAGCUUGUCAAAACUUCACUAGUGAUUUUGCGAAAGACUGCAUUGAAGUGAUACAUCUUUUGGAAAAUAGGAAGUCCAAUAUGCGCAGGCUCCUGUAUGCAAAGCUUGUUUUUUGCCUGGAGCAAAUGCUAUCCUUUGCUGACAUGGCAUUUAAGAUGGAACUUUGUCCAGAGAAAAAGAGCUCUAGAAAUGUGGCUACUUUCAUUAGUUGUGUUAGAUGUAUGCAACUUGUUAUUAUGGAUGCUAAUGUACAGGUUCAAGCAAUUGGGUUGCAAGUUCUCAAGAACAUGGUUCAGAAAAAUUCUGAUUCCAAAGUCAGUUCCUUCCCAUUACUUUUGACUGGGGAGCUGUUCAGAGACAUUUUGAUGGUCAUUCAGAAGAUUAUAAUGAAACCUGUAACGAGAGAAUCAGCUGCUCUCGCUGGAGAGUGUUUGCGAACCUUGGCACUUUUGCAAACCCUUCCAAAGGAAGUUGAGUGUCAAAAAGGUCUUAUAAGUUUGCUUCUUGAAGCUGUUGUCAUGAUAUUGUCUGGUACAGAAAACAGCGUUUCUGAGGAAACAAGUGAAUUAAGAAGCACUGCCAUCAGACUUGUUUCUCAUCUUGCUCAGGUUCCCUCUGCUGCAGAACUUCUGAAGGAAGUUUUACUUGGAAUGCCUGCUACACUCAGGUUACAGAUUCAGAAUAUUGUCCGUGCAUCUGUUACCCAAGGAAACCAGGCAACACAGGUCAAAUCUAAUGUGGGAGCAUUAGAGAUUAAACUACCACAGCAAUCAAAUGAAAAUAAAGCGGAAAUUCAUUCUCCAAGUUCCCCUCAUCAAACUGAAGGCGGUUAUGAAGUUGAGGAUGGAAAUGACGAUGAAGAUGAAGAUGAAGAUGAUUGGGAUACAUUCCAAUCGUUUCCUGCCGCUAGUAAUGCAACCAAUGUGGAUACGGAAUUAAAUGCUGAGAUUCCCUCCAUGCUAGAAAAUGAUGGUAUUCAAGAGAUUAGAUGCUCAAUACCAUCUAAUGAUGUAAACGAGACUGUUUCUGAAGUCGAGAAUGGUGAAGAGGAAACACUACAAGGAUCACCUCAUAAUCAUAAUGUACACGAACUUGAAGGCGGUGACCUCGCUCUUGAGGCUUGCGAAACUCAAGAAUCCCACAACUUAAGUAAUGUUUCUGAAAUUGCAUCCAGUCAGGACGAUAAUAAUGCCUCAUCACAUUCUCAUCAACCUAUUAACAGCCCACCGGAAGAUGAUACCUUUCAGGAGGUUUCACGCUCAUUAACUUCUAAUGAUGUAAAGGAGAUUAAUUCCGAACGCCAAAGUGAGGAAGAGGAAGUGCCUCAACAACCGCCCCAGAGAUAUGUACACGAGUCUGAAACUACUUAUCUAACUUCGGAGGCAUCUGAAAGUUGUGAAUUUCUCGUUAGUGCUUCUGGAGCUGAAUCCAUUCAAGAUGACUAUCUUACCUCAUCAUAUUCUCAGCAGCCAAGCAACAACGAAAAUGAAACAGAUGAAUCCAAUGUUGUGAUGAACAAUUUAAUAAGCAAGGAAAGCCCAGGUGAUUUGAUGAACCAGGAAGCACCUGCAGAUACAUUAUCAGUUGGAGACUACCCCUCUUCAGCUCUGCAGACGCCAGAUUUAGAAGACAACAAAUUACAUUGUGAUCAGUCUGCGGAAUCGGCUGGUAAUUCCGUACUCGUAGGCUCUCCUGACAACGAAAUUUCCAUGGCUACUGAAGCCGAACCAAAACAGCCAUGAGAAUCAUAGCAACCCAGGAUGUUGUGUAAUUUCCUCUGUUGUAUUCUUUUGUAAAUUAUUUUUGAAAGCUACGCGUUUUUGUUGGUAGCUUUUAGCCCUUAAAGUUAAUCUUAAUAUGUAGGUCCUAAAAUGAAUUUGAAUCAAGAACUCACACUUAGUUAAAUUUUAUCAAAUGAGUGUUUGAUUUA